GGGCGCACGCGCACAUGCUGGGAGCGCCAAGGCUUGAGUUCCUGCUGGAAUGCUGCCCCUCCGGUAUCUUGUUCCGGGCUCCUUUGCUGUGGUUUCUGAACCAAACUCGUCUUAGGAGGGUUCACGGCCUCCGCUCCCCAUUUGGAGUGUAGUGAGGAGCAGAGCUGGGCCUCCGGGGUCAGGUUCCCCGGUGGAUGGAUCGAGAGACCCGCCUCUUUGCCGAGCGGCACUACCGGGGCCUCGGGGGCCGAGUCCCUGACUGCAGCGGGCCUGCACCCAGCAGUGUGACCUUCAUUCAGGCGCCGGACGCCUUCUCCUACGCUGACUUCGUGAAGGGUUUCCUGCUGCCUAACCAGCCCUGCGUGUUUUCCAGCGCCUUCACCGAGGGCUGGGGCAGCCGGCGGCGCUGGGUGACGUCGGCGGGGAAGCCUGACUUCGAGUAUCUGCUGCAGAAGUAUGGAGACGUGGUUGUACCGGUUGCCAACUGUGGAGUGCGGGAAUACAAUUCAAACCCCAAGGAGCACAUGCCCUUCCGUGACUAUAUCGAUUACUGGAAGGAGUACAUCCAAGGAGGUUGCUCCUCCCCGCGGGGCUGCCUCUACCUCAAGGACUGGCACCUGUGCAGAGACUCCUUGGUUGAUGACCUGGAAGAUAUAUUCACCUUGCCUGUGUACUUCUCAUCAGACUGGCUGAAUGAGUUCUGGGACGUCCUCAAUGUGGAUGACUACCGCUUUGUCUACGCGGGGCCCAAGGGCACUUGGUCUCCCUUCCAUGCGGAUAUCUUGCGCUCCUUCAGCUGGUCAGUGAACAUCUGUGGGAGGAAGAAAUGGUUGUUCUUCCCGCCAGGGCAGGAGGAGGCCCUUCGGGACUGCUACGGUAAUCUGCCCUAUGAUGUGACUUCCGCCGAGCUCCUGGACACUCGCCUGUAUCCCAGGAUCCAGCACAGCAGCCUACCCCUUGAAGUCAUACAGGAGGCUGGUGAGAUGGUAUUUGUGCCCAGCGGGUGGCACCAUCAAGUGUACAACCUGGACGACACCAUCUCUAUCAACCACAACUGGGUCAAUGGCUGCAACCUGGCUAACAUGUGGCACUUCUUGCAGCAAGAACUCCAGGCAGUGCAGCAGGAGGUCAGAGAAUGGAAGGACUCCAUGCCUGACUGGCACCACCACUGCCAGGUCAUCAUGAAGUCCUGCACAGGGAUCAAUUUUGAAGAAUUUUACCAUUUCCUCAAGGUCAUCUCGGAGAAGAGGCUUCUUGUCCUGAAGCAAGGACUGAAGGGGGAGACAGGAGACAGCACAGGACUGAGGCUGGGCCUACAGCAGGCUGCAUUUGAUGUGGGACGCCUUGCAGAUGUGCUGGCCUCUGUGGUUAUACAUCCUGACUUUGAGAGAGUGGACACCAGCGCGUUCUCACCUCAGCCAGAGGAGCUGCUUCAGCAGCUGGAGGAUAUCGUGGCUGCCACCAAGGCCCUUUAGCACGCUAUAGCUCCCAGUAUAGGAAGAGUUCUGGAGGGCAGCUUCUUGCCGCAGGGCCCUGCCCAGGCUACCCUUCCUUGAGGCCUAGGAUGUACCUCAAGGCUGUGCAGGUGCAGUUCUUGCAGUGUGGGCAGACACAGUCUUGCCCAUCUAGUGCUGUUUCUCAGUAUCUAGGCCCUGGAUCUUGAGGAAGAUCCAGCCAAAAUGGGAAUUUAGCUCAUGGGGGCUAGAGGGAUAUUCACCCAUUUAGCCUACAGCAAGCCUGCCAAGAACUUGAAUAGUGAUCCUGAAACCGGGUUUCCUUGGAGCCUUCCAACCUCUCCUAGUGAUCCGAGGACUUCUGAGUGAUGGCUAGCCCAUCUGCUUACCUUGGAGGUGACCCUGUGUGACCUGGGACAUAGAUAGAGAUGCAUAUAUGCAGUUGCUCUCCAAGCCUCUGUGUCCUCUAGUUCUGUCCUGGGAGCUCCAGCAGAUGGAAAGCCUCUGUGUCCUCUAGUUCUGUCCUGGGAGCUCCAGCAGAUGGACUAGGAAGAGUUAAACAGGGUAUGGCAAGUGGCAAGGGACUGCUUAAGCUGGGUGUUGUUCCCCUGUGACUGGAGGCAUGGUGCUAGGUAGCUAAAAAACCCCAAAUACGAUCUAGCCAAGUCCCCAGGAUGGAGAUGACGUGAGGACUAGGUGGAAGUAGCAUUCUUCCCCUGCACUCCUUCAAGGCCUGGGCUCCUGCGCUAACGCUGUGCUAGCUCAUCUGCCCGAGGGCAUAGGGCUAAGUCCAGGGCAGAAGUAUAGGGGCAUCCUGUAGAGGAGACAGAUACACCCAUCUCAGGUUGGUGCUGGAUAAGGCAGUGCCUCCUGUCGGCUGCACUCACUGCCUAUGCUUCUUAGAUGGAGACAAGUCAUUGCUCAAUGGCCUGCAUGGCUCCAUAUAACAAUAUACUUCGGGCACCUGCA
This is a messenger RNA of Onychomys torridus (southern grasshopper mouse), 2423 nucleotides long. RefSeq names its product jumonji domain containing 4 (gene Jmjd4). The record is from RefSeq and is a predicted model, not a curated record. Gene Ontology annotation, biological process: positive regulation of translational termination; protein hydroxylation; negative regulation of gene expression. Bases 195 to 1475 code for a protein of 426 amino acids. NCBI's taxonomy places the organism in Eukaryota, Metazoa, Chordata, Mammalia, Rodentia, Cricetidae. Gene Ontology annotation, cellular component: nucleus; cytoplasm. Gene Ontology annotation, molecular function: sequence-specific DNA binding; histone H4R3 demethylase activity. The transcript has 6 exons.